GGUCCCCCCUCCCACCCGGCCGCCAGGGCGCAGGCGCAGGCGCUCGAGGUGCGGCGGCCGCGGGGAAGAUGGCGGCGGCAGCGGCGGCGGCGGCGGCGGCCGAGCAGCAAAGUUCCAAUGGUCCUGUAAAGAAGUCCAUGCGUGAGAAGGCUGUUGAGAGAAGAAAUGUCAACAAGGAGCAUAACAGUAACUUUAAAGCCGGAUACAUUCCAAUUGAUGAGGAUCGCCUCCAUAAAACAGGCUUGAGAGGGAGGAAGGGCAACCUGGCCAUCUGUGUGAUCGUCCUCUUGUUUAUCCUGGCUGUCAUCAACUUAAUCAUAACACUUGUUAUCUGGGCUGUGAUUCGCAUCGGACCAAAUGGCUGUGACAGCAUGGAGUUUCAUGAAAGUGGUCUGCUUCGAUUUAAGCAAGUUUCUGACAUGGGAGUUAUACAUCCUCUUUAUAAGAGCACAGUAGGAGGAAGGCGAAAUGAAAAUUUGGUGAUUACUGGCAACAACCAGCCUAUUGUUUUUCAGCAAGGGACAACAAAGCUCAGUGUAGAAAAGAACAAAACUUCUAUUACAAGUGACAUUGGUAUGCAGUUUUUCGACCCAAGGACUCAAAAUGUCUUAUUCAGCACAGACUACGAAACUCAUGAGUUUCAUUUACCAAGUGGAGUGAAAACUUUGAAUGUUCAAAAAGCAUCUACUGAAAGGAUUACCAGCAAUGCUACUAGUGAUUUAAAUAUAAAAGUUGAUGGGCGUGCUAUCGUGCGUGGAAAUGAAGGCGUGUUCAUUAUGGGCAAAACCAUUGAAUUUCACAUGGGUGGAAAUAUGGAGUUAAAAGCAGAAAACAGCAUCAUCCUCAAUGGCACUGUGAUGGUUAGCACAACUCGCCUCCCCAGUUCCUCCAGUGGAGACCAGUUGGGUCCUGGCGACUGGGUGCGUUACAAGCUCUGUAUGUGCGCCGACGGAACUCUCUUCAGAGUGCAAGUCACGGGCCAGAACAUGGGCUGCCAAAUCGCAGACAACCCCUGUGGUAACACUCAUUAGAAGAACCUGAGAGGUCAUCCACAUGUUCAUGUCUGGACUUGACGUUUUUUUUAAGUAUGCAUGCAAAUCAUGUUUCUACAGAGUUUGUGAUAACUGAUAAUCAUUUUAUCUGCAGAGCACUAACUACUGUAUCUAUUAUAUAUAAUCUCCAUAUUUAAAAUAUUCUCAGAGAGCCUACCUUCUGUUUCAUUAAUUUGCACUGAUCUUCAAAUUAUAAUUCGCUAAAGUAAUUAUCAGAAAUUAAUAAAAUCAAAAUUAAUCUUUUAAAAAGUGUUUUUAAAAUUCCACUAUUCCUUGUCUAAAGGAUAAAGGGCUGAAGCAACUGUUGAGACUCCCUAUAAGUAAGCUUUUGGUAACUAAAUAUAGACCCACUUAAGAUAUUUAAAAGGUACACAUCGUCAGUAAAUGUUACGCACUGUGUCUCAUGGCUUCUUAGAGCAAAGACAGGUUUUUGGUGCAUUAACUUGCAGCCAUAUUCUCACAUGCAAGUGAAGUCAUUAAAGAACUUCACGUAUGUGAGAUAGUAAGAAACUGUGGUUCCUUAGUUUUGCACAAGGAAGAAAAUACUCUAAUAUUAUAGAAUGUUUACUUGUUAAAUAUUGAUAAAUAUUAAGUGUUCACAAUGUGGUAGAAAUUAAAAUUCUAUCCAUCUCAGCUUUAACUUUUAGAUAAUGAUAAUAGCUGUCAUUUACUAAGCAUCUUAUAUAUCCUAGGCUUUGUCCUGGGCAUUGCAUGUGUUGUAUCUCUAAUUCUCACCAGAGCUCUGUAAGUAGAUGUUAUUAUCCAAGUUUUACCUAUUAGGAAACUGAGGAUCAGAGAAGUUAAGAAAUUUGCCUAAUGUCACAUAGGAAAUAGCAGAGUUGGGGUUGGAAUUCAGGUGUGGGUCAAACCUAGAUGUACCUGCUUCCAAAUACCAUAUUCUUUUCAAUAUCAGUACUGUAGUUUUAAUUAUUUAAAACUGUAGAAAGUUGAACAAAGACUAAUUCAAACUUACAGGUAAGAAUCAAAUAAAACAGGUAUGCUUACUCUUGUUAAAAACAUCAGUCACUCAAUUGUGUCAAAAAGAAAAUAGCCAAUCCCUGUUAGAUUUUAAACUAUCCUAAGCCAAUUCCAAAAUAUUAUACUAUAGAGAUGUUAGAUGGCCUAGUUAUGGGUUACCCUACUUUCCGGACUGAUGGGCCUUGGCACACUGGAGUACCUGAACUGGGGAAAAGGGUUGCCAAGGAAUUUAUCCCCUCCGCCCUCAGGGCAACACAGUAAGAAGUGAAGGGGUUAGGUAGGCCAUGGCCCCAGGUAAGUCCCGCUGGCCAGGAAUGGCCAGUGGCUUCACCCCAAUGUGCGAUGGCACCCUUUUUAAUGUGUGUCAUGCCUUGAAAAAAGUUGGGAAGCACUAAACAGUGCUAAUGCAGGAAAUUGUACAAGUAAUUUUUAAGGAAGUAGGAGAACUGACUGCUCCUAAUAUCACCAUCCCACUGUAAUGAUUUACAACCUUCAGGUCGGUUGAUUUUUAAUAUAUUUUAUAUUUAACUUGAGAGGAACUCUCUGGUAUUAUUAAGACAUACACAACAUCAGGGGCAGAGACUUCCAAGUAGUUUGCUAUAAAGUAGGCAGUAGUGAUAAAUCAUAGGCCCUACUCUGCAUUCAACUAUGACAAUAUCCUGUCAUGGUGACUUUGAAUUGUGUAGAUAAAAAAAUCAAUACGAAAAACAAUUUGCAUUCAGUGUUGUUACAGUUCUCUUUGAUAGAAAAACCAAAUGCCUUAGAGAUUAUCAAUAGUCAUUAAAGUAUACUAAAAUAGAGAUUGACUUACUACAUAGUACUGAGUACAGUUUUUAAAUGAAGAAAAAAGAAAGUAAAAUUUAUGACCUCUGAGUGUUAUUAGUUGUAGUGACAUUCAGAAUCUAUUUUAAUACAUUCAGUAUCAUUUAAUAUCUGAAUGAUAUUCAGAAAAAAAUCCUUUGGAAUUUUCAUUCAGAUACAUAGUAUAUUUUUAAAUUUUACAUUCAUUACUUGUCUGCUCUAUUUAGAUUUGUUUUGAAAAUUUCUUUAAAUAAAUAUUUUUACAAACACUACAGAUGCUAUGUUACAAAAUAUUAUUUAUUGAAUGUAAUUCAUGAAAUAAUCUAUUUUUACUCCUCUUUGAGAAAUACAUGUGUUUUUGAUACAUUUCCAUUAAGUGCUUUGGACAUGAGAGUAUAUUUUGAUGUUUUUAUAGAAUUGAUUGUUAAGGUAACAGGUAUAGUAUUUGAGGACACUUUAAAGGUCAUCCCUGCUUUUUCACUGAAAUGCAGACCUGGAAAAUUCCCUGGAAAGCAGAUCAAGAACAAACUGUCUGUUUUACCUGUGACCUAUUUUGCAUAAAGUAAAGCUUCAGCUACUCAUUCUCACUACAAGGUGGUAUUUUUCUAUAAACUGAAAUGUUAACUUCCCUCUUUCUGCUGGUUGUUCCUCCCCUAUAAUGAGCAUUGAUGUGACAAGCAGUGACCGGGGAAAGGUAGAUGACAAAGACAGGGUACCAGGAGAGGAGGGAACACAUCCUUGUUUAAAUAACUGCAGUACUUGAGAAGUGGGAUGCAAUGGCAAGGGAGACAAAUGAAAUACAAGCGAAAUGUUUUCAAAACUAAUGGGCAGAGAGGAAAAAUGGAAAACAACACAAGGUGGGGACUGCCUACAUCUGGUCUACAAUAUUUAUACUUAUUUGUAUUCUUUUUGCAUUAUGAGAAAACAAAUUUUGUGUAAUAGAUUUGUUGAUGAAAAGUGAAAAUUCUACCUAGUUUGAAUGAGUUUUGUGUUUUUUUUUUAAGAGGGUAAGAAUGUUUCGGUGCUAAACUUGAUAAAAAAGAUACCAUUGAAAUGCUGAUAAUUUUAGUAAUCUUUUAAAACGUGUUGGGGGGGAGCAAACAUUACAAAUUACGCCAUAUAAAAUAAACCUAAAAAUCUGUUUCAGA
This is a messenger RNA of Rhinolophus ferrumequinum (greater horseshoe bat), 3979 nucleotides long. It is a transcript of the gene SGCB, whose product is annotated as sarcoglycan beta. The record is from RefSeq and is a predicted model, not a curated record. The transcript is spliced from 6 exons. Bases 69 to 1031 code for a protein of 320 amino acids. Gene Ontology annotation, biological process: muscle organ development. Lineage: Eukaryota; Metazoa; Chordata; Mammalia; Chiroptera; Rhinolophidae. Gene Ontology annotation, cellular component: sarcoglycan complex; sarcolemma.